Messenger RNA from Lycium ferocissimum, 1829 nucleotides. RefSeq names its product 2-hydroxyacyl-CoA lyase-like. The record is from RefSeq and is a predicted model, not a curated record. Gene Ontology annotation, biological process: fatty acid alpha-oxidation. Gene Ontology annotation, cellular component: peroxisome. Gene Ontology annotation, molecular function: thiamine pyrophosphate binding; catalytic activity; magnesium ion binding. The transcript has 2 exons. Lineage: Eukaryota; Viridiplantae; Streptophyta; Magnoliopsida; Solanales; Solanaceae. The coding region runs from base 34 to 1758 and encodes 574 amino acids.
AAGAAAAUCAAUCACUGUAAAGGAAUCCUCAAAAUGUCUAACACCGAUCACCACACCGCAUCUACUAUCGACGGCAACACUUUCGUUGCCAUGUGCCUUGCACGUGCCGGCGUAGACCGUAUGUUCGGUGUGGUCGGUAUACCCGUUACUUCCUUAGCGAACCGGGCGGUCGGGUUAGGAAUCCGGUUCAUUGCUUUCCACAAUGAGCAAUCCGCCGGUUACGCUGCUUCAGCCUACGGUUAUCUUACGGGUCGACCCGGAAUUCUACUCACCGUUUCCGGGCCGGGUUGCGUUCAUGGGCUCGCCGGACUUUCCAAUGCAACCGUUAAUACUUGGCCCAUGGUCAUGAUUUCCGGGUCAUGUGAUCAGAAAGAUUCGGGUCGGGGCGAUUUUCAAGAAUUAGAUCAAAUUGAAGCUGUUAAACCCUUUUCUAAAUACUCAGCUAAAGCUACUGAUAUAAUGAAAGUACCUAGCUGUGUUUUCAGUGUUUUGGAUUGGGCCGGGUCGGGUAGGCCUGGUGGUUGUUAUUUGGAUCUUCCUACUGAUGUGCUUCAUCAAACUAUUAGUGAAACUGAAGCAGAGAAAUUGAUUAAUGAAGCUGAGAAUUGUAGGAUUAAGGAGGUUGAUGUUAAAUCUGUUGUUAAGCAUUCGGAAAUCGAAAAGGCGGCUGGUAUGUUAAGGCAAGCAGAGAGGCCUUUGAUUGUGUUUGGAAAAGGGGCAGCAAUUUCUAGAGCUGAAAAUGCUUUGAAGAAUUUAGUUGAAAGUACUGGAAUACCCUUUUUGCCAACACCAAUGGGAAAGGGGUUAUUGCCUGAUAAUCAUGAGCUAGCUGCUACCGCCGCCAGAUCACUGGCAAUUGGAAAAUGUGAUGUGGCAUUGGUCGUCGGGGCGAGGCUUAAUUGGCUUUUGCAUUUUGGAGAGCCACCAAAGUGGUCUAAGGAUGUGAAGUUUAUCUUAGUUGAUGUUGAUAAGGAGGAGAUUGAGUUAAGGAAACCAUGUGCAGGGUUAGUUGGUGAUGCUACUAAGGUUGUUGAGAUGUUACAUAAGGAGAUUAAGGAUGACCCUUUUUGUUUAGGGAAGUCCCAUCCUUGGGUUGAGGCAUUAACCAAGAAGAGUAAGGAAAAUGUUUUGAAAAUGGAGGCGCAGCUGGCAAAAGAUGUUGUACCAUUUAAUUUUAUGACACCAAUGAGAAUUAUUAGGGAUGCAAUAUUGGAAUUGGGAAGUCCUGCUCCGGUUGUUGUCUCUGAAGGUGCGAAUACUAUGGAUGUGGGGCGAUCCGUAUUAGUUCAGAUGGAGCCAAGGACUCGGUUGGAUGCGGGGACUUGGGGGACAAUGGGAGUUGGUUUGGGGUACUGCAUUGCAGCUGCUGUUGCUUGUCCUGAAAGGCUUGUAGUAGCUGUUGAAGGGGACUCGGGAUUUGGCUUCAGUGCCAUGGAAGUUGAGACCCUAGUUCGCUAUCAGCUCCCUGUUGUGGUUAUAGUCUUUAACAAUGGCGGAGUUUACGGUGGUGAUAGGAGGAACUCUGAAGAAAUCACCGGGCCUUACAAAGAAGAUCCAGCACCCACCUCUUUUGUUCCUGGUGCAUCAUAUCAUCUUCUAAUUGAAGCCUUUGGAGGAAAAGGAUACCUUGUUGGGACACCAGAUGAACUCAGAUCUGCACUUACUGAAUCUUUUUCUGCUAGGAAGCCUGCUGUUAUCAACGUAACAAUUGAUCCUUAUGCUGGUGCUGAAAGUGGGAGGAUGCAGCACAAAAACUGAGGUUGGAGGUCUCUGAUUAUUUAUGUAUGUAUAUGAUUGCUGAAGUUCAGUUCAUGUCUAUUGCUGUUGUG